Molecule: messenger RNA, 1316 nt
Organism: Planococcus citri (citrus mealybug)
Lineage: Eukaryota; Metazoa; Arthropoda; Insecta; Hemiptera; Pseudococcidae
Product: L-xylulose reductase-like
Exons: 3
Coding region: 131-931 (266 amino acids)
Biological process (GO): xylulose metabolic process; glucose metabolic process
Molecular function (GO): L-xylulose reductase (NADPH) activity; carbonyl reductase (NADPH) activity
Source: RefSeq, a predicted model, not a curated record
GUUGAAGAGAAAUAUAAUUUCGAAAAAUGAAUAUCUCAUUUGAAAAUAAAAAUGUUCUGAUUACUGGUGCUGGUCGAGGUAAGAAUAUUUCUGAAAAUAGAAUUACGAAUUACAUAAUUUAGAAAGUUCAAUGAAGUAUUGUAUUCUAAAAUCACCUACCUAUGUAGGUAUUGGCAAAGCUUUAGUAAAAGCUUUCGUAAAGUAUAAAGCUUGUAAAGUAUACGCGCUUUCAAAAACUAAAGAAAAUUUGGAUAAAUUGGUUUCGGAAGAGCCAACAGUGAUUCCGAUUGUUGUUGAUUUAAAAGACUGGGAAGCUACUAAAAACGCUUUACAAUGUGUACAAGACCCGAUUGAUAUUUUGUGUAAUAAUGCUGGUACUAACAUACUGGAACCUCUUUUGGAAGUGAAGCCUGAAAGUAUUGACUCACUUUUUAAUGUGAACUUUAAAUCAAUUAUUUGCGUCAGUCAAGUUGUUGCACAAAAAAUGAUAGAGAACAAACGAGGAGGUGUCAUAAUAAAUGCAUCAUCACAAGCAUCCAAGAUAGCCUUUCAAGACCAUGCCGUAUAUUCGGCUACAAAAGCAGCCGUCGAUGCAGCAACCAGAGCAAUGGCAUUAGAAUUAGGGAAAUUCAAUAUACGCGUUGUAGCCACCAAUCCUACUGUCGUUAUGACGGAGCUGGGAAAAGCAGCCUGGUCAAAUCCUAAAAAAGCCCGACCCGUACUGGAUAGGAUACCUUUGCAUAGAUUUGCUGGUAAUUACAAUUUUAUAGCUAAAGCGAUCAAUAAGUAUGAAAAAUUAAUCAAGAGUGAUUACUUGAUGAUUUUAGAAAUCGAAGAUGUCGUGAAUACGAUAAUAUUUCUGGCUAGCGAAAAGGCCGGCAUGAUAAAUGGAGCAAAUGUGCCUAUUGAAGGCGGUAUCUUGGCGACGUAAUCAUCACCAAUCUUUUAUAUAAAAAUUAAAACAAUCUGAUUUGUUAGGAUCUCAUAUUACUACCUCAUAUUAUUAGCAAAAUCUCUCUUCCUCGCGAAUAUACUCGUACUUCAUAACACGUCGUAAAAUACUUUGUAAUAAAAACUUUAAUAAAAUAAUAAUAAUAAUGUAUAAUAUAUACGUAUCACGUUAAAAUCAGCCAUUAAAAGUUGCGAUAACAAAAAUAUUGAGUGAACAAAAUAAUAAUCAGUGUCCGGUCUCCAUUUUAACAUUCGUAUCAUUUUCUAUUUUCUCAUUCGAGUUAUUUGGUUUAUUCACCACAAAUCCGUUCAUAUGAACAGGUCUGUGACAUACUUGUAAAGAUUUCAAUCCAACAAUUUCAGGA